UGCUAUUAAAUACUACUUUAACAUCGGACUUAAGUAUAGAGAUAUUAUAUCCGUUCUUUUUCUGAGACAUAACAUCUCACUAAGUGUUAGGCAUCUUAUUCGAAUUCUUCACAGAAAUGGUUUAUAUAGGAAGAGAAAUACAGGCGAUAUUUUGGAAGCUGUUAACUUUAUUUAUGAACAACAAAGCACAUCUGGUUCUUUACAUGGGUACAGGUGGAUGUACGAAAAGUGUAGAAGAAUGGGUUUCAAGGUAAACAAGGAAGAUGUGCGUUGUUUACUCUCAAUAUUUAACCCUGAAAAUGUCGCGCUUCGACAACGACAUCGACUUCAAAGACGACGGUACACAUCAAAAGGACCAAACUAUAUAUGGCAUAUGGACUCUUAUGACAAAUUACGUCCAUUUGGAAUUUGCAUUAACGGGUGUAUAGACGGAUAUUCUAGAAAAAUUAUAUGGUUAAACGCCUAUUUUACAAGCAGCGACCCGUCUGUGGUGGCAUCAUAUUACACAGAGAGUAUUAAAGAGCUUGGUGGUUGUCCUACGAUAGUGCGCGCCGAUAUGGGGACUGAAAACGGUAUAGUGUGUGAAUUUCAAAGGUAUUUACGACAAGACGACACGGACAGUUUUCAAGGAGACAAAAGCUUCCUCUAUGGGAAAAGCGUCUGUAAUCAGAGGAUUGAAUGCUGGUGGGGUAUGUUUCGGAAAGAGUGUGCUGAAUAUUGGAUUAGACGUUUCAAGGAACUUAGAGAUAAUGGUGACUUCGACGGAACUUUUCUUGACAAGAACUUGAUCUUGUUUUGCUUUCUUCACAUACUACAGUCUGCCUGUGUAGUGCAAUUCAAGCUACCUCAGAAUAAAAUGAAGUGUUUGUUUCAGACCGAGUUGGAUUCUACUACCGAUGUCUGGAACAAUCAUUUGAUUCGACCGUCUAGAGUAGGAACAUCACCGCACGGUAGACCGAAUGUCUUGUACACAGUUCCGGAGCUUUGUAAUACUAGAAACUAUUUGUGCAUCAAGUCAGAAGAUGAAAUAGACAUAUGCAAUGACCUUGUUGAACAUCGAACAACCGUUCCGUGCGAUGUAGAUGUAUAUAAUUGGUGCAUUAACUUCAUGUCAGAAAAUAAUUUGUAUCUUACACUGGAGCCGAACGAUGCAUUUAAUUUAUAUUUGACACUUAGACGAUCUAUUCACCAGAUUAUAGACUGAACUGAUAAGUAAACAUGCAUUGCAUGGUGGGACAUUUACUGGAGCAGAUGGAUGAGUUGUUUGUUUUACGGACAGUUCAUAGGGUGAAGCUUUACAGGAACAUUUCUGUUAUUAACCUUGGGCCAAGUCGGCUGAAUCAUUUACGUUAUGGCUUGAGUCUAUGGAGUGUAUUAAAAAUGGAAUGAAAAUCA
Molecule: messenger RNA, 1395 nt
Organism: Mercenaria mercenaria
Lineage: Eukaryota; Metazoa; Mollusca; Bivalvia; Venerida; Veneridae
Exons: 2
Coding region: 218-1204 (328 amino acids)
Source: RefSeq, a predicted model, not a curated record